Emericellopsis cladophorae is the source of this 1176-nucleotide messenger RNA. RefSeq names its product alpha beta hydrolase fold protein. The record is from RefSeq and is a predicted model, not a curated record. The transcript has a single exon. NCBI's taxonomy places the organism in Eukaryota, Fungi, Ascomycota, Sordariomycetes, Hypocreales, Bionectriaceae. Bases 1 to 1176 code for a protein of 391 amino acids.
AUGGAACCCAUAAUCAAGCAACGAACUGGGCAUCACGUUGGCAGACGUGGUCUCGAGAUCCAAAUCCGCGCGUGGGGCCUUGUACGUAUAUCACGCCUGCCACAAUGGCUUGGUGAAGAUGAACCCAAGUCGGUGGCCGUUGGCAACAGCAGCAGUCGACAUCUCAUCUCCAAGGUGCUCAAUACUUGCGUGCAGCUCCGUGAUAAGGCGCGUCUGCGCAUUGCCAUCAUCAAUGACGACCCUACUUUGCCCUUGGCUAUCGUAGUUCAAGACUCACCGGGCGUAUCAGACACGAAGGAAUCCCAAAAGAAGUUCGGCUUCUUAGCCAAGCGAUUUCGUCUACUGAUAUAUGACCUCAGGGGCUCCGGCGGCCGCAGUGAUGACAUGGGCCCUUUCACCCACCAACGUUGGCUCGUCGACAUUGAAGAGUUGAGUCGCUGGGCUGGCAACUAUCUUCAUUUCACACUGGUCGGCGACGGCUAUUGCGGCUGCAUCGCCUUGCAAUACGCCAUUGCUUACUCCAGGCGCCUUUCUGCCCUCAUCCUUCACGAUACCUGGGUCCACGGUGUCCACGCCUCCAUGGGGAAUCUCAAAACCGUCCUAACGUACCAGGGCAAAGGCCCGAAACCAGACGUCGACCGCCAGCUCAGGCUCUGGUCUGGCUUCUGCGUAGACGAGGAAGACUUUGCCGCAGCUGUGUCAGAGAUCAGACACAUCUAUAAGCCGCACAUCGCCCUCGCGCCCCGGCUCUUGCACCAUGAGACGCACAACUUUGCGUACUCCAUGAACAUGCCUUACUACGACCUCAGGUCCUGGCUCAGGCAGAUCCGGACGCCGACGUUGGCUAUGGCAAACAAAGCAAACGUAAUGAAUCCGGUCGAGGCCGGCAUCGGUUUCAAGGAAGACAUCGCCCACGCGCAGCUGGUCAUUUGCGAGGACACUGGGCAUGUCACGGCCCGCGGCACGUUGCAGAGUGCUGCGUGGGCUUUUCUUGCGAAUAUUGCCGGCCCAGAACCACCACCUCCUCCUCCUCCUCCUCCUGUCCCAGAGAGCGCCCCUGCCAAUGGCAUGCCACAGCCUUCUGAACAACCCCGCGAAACCAUUACCAUAGACGACCAUGAAGACGAAGAAAGCAGUGCACAAGACGAGUCUGAACCCGCGUCGGAUGAUGAGUGA